AUGAGUGAAAGCAUAACGAUAACAGCUAAUAGCAUAGAUAACCCUGAAACAGAUGUGAGGCGUAACGAAAGAUUCCAUCUCGUUCCCAGAAAAAGACUUGAAGCGUUAGUGACAACAAGUGGGCUAAUCGGGGCAAUGAUUGGCUUUUACGAUGGAGUAAAGAUUUCAUCACUCAGAUACUUGACUGAAAACGCACAUCGAAUGCCGAAAACCGUGGGUGGGUGGUAUUUUUAUCAUAAAAAGAAGAAUUAUGUCAUGAUCGUUGCUGGUGUCAAAAAGGCGAUUACAACUAGUUUCAAAUAUGGUGCAGCUGUCGGUGGGUUCUUUGGUUUGGAAUAUUUACUAGACAUUAGUAGAGGAAAUACAAUAGACUUUUUCAACACCACAACAGCAGCAUUCUUAACAUCGACCUUUUAUGCAAAAUACAACAAGUUGAGCUCUAUGCAAACCAGAAAAAUGAUCUUCAAAGGGACGGCCUUGGGCUUGACCCUUGGUUUAAUACAGGACUAUUUAAUUCACGCCAGAAAGGGUAGAGUCUGGUAUUUAGAUAGGUAUACACAACAAAAACUCGUAUAA
Candida albicans SC5314 is the source of this 576-nucleotide messenger RNA. RefSeq lists its product as uncharacterized. The coding region runs from base 1 to 576 and encodes 191 amino acids. The record is from RefSeq and is a predicted model, not a curated record. Lineage: Eukaryota; Fungi; Ascomycota; Pichiomycetes; Serinales; Debaryomycetaceae. The transcript has a single exon.